UUGGGCAGCACCAAAACUUCGUGUGUUCUUGUGUGCGUGCGUGAGUUCUAGCCAACAUUUGGUAUUUAGAGCAGAGGUUCGACCGAGGGCGAAGCCAUGACAUCCCAAUCGCCGCCUCACCAUGACAGCGCGCCCCCAAGCCGACGACGGUCGCAGUCACCAUCGUCGCGGUGGGGCGUGCUCAAUGGGAGCUUCCCAUUGUCGUUCACCGCACGGUGAAAGAAGCAUCGGGCUCUGUCCAAUACCCACUGCUCACCAAGACCAACUACCCGGAGUGGGUGGCCAAAAUCUCUAGGCGGCCGUUGAUCCAGGCGGCAUCGAGUACAGCGACGAUCGGCUUGCACUGGCAGCGAUCGCGCGCUCGGUUCCGCAAGACAUGAUCAAUAUGAUCGGGAGGAAGGAGACCGCAAAGGAGGCCUGGGAUGCGAUCAAGGUGAUGCGCAUGGGCGUUGAGCGAGUGCGCGUGUUGAAUGUGUAGAAGCUCCAGUGCGACAUCAACAACAUUGCCUUCAAGGAUGGCGAGGGUGUAGGCGACUUCUCGAUGCGCAUCUCCAACCUCGCCAACAACUUGCGGCUCCUCGGCGACGAGAUCGACGACACAAAGGUUGUGGAGAAGGUGCUCCAAGUUGUCUCUGAUCGUUUCAUGCAAGUGGCGAUUUCUAUUGAAACGCUAAGAGCAACUCCAAGAGUGCCCUAUAAUGGUGCCCCAAAUCAAAUUAUAGGGCAAAAAGCUAAAAAAGUUGCUCCAACAGCUGCCCUAUUUUAAAUAUUCCCGCCCCCACACGGAAAGGUCACGGGAAGGGUCCAUUUUCUCUCGAGCGCAGCUUCUCUCCAUGCGGCGACCGUCUUCAACCCGCCGCCCCUCGGAGACGAUGCAGCCUGCCGGCCCUCUUCAAUCCUAGGUGCGCCGCCCCUCUCCAGUCCCAGGUGGGUCGCCCGUCCCCGACGCCGUGAUGGAUCGACCGUAGGGAUCCAAAUCCCGGCGGUCUUCCUUGGAGGCCACCCUAGGUGCGAUUUCUGGAGCCCGUCUCGCUUCUGGCCAAGACCAUCGAGGAAAUCCCAUGUCCGCAGGUGCCGGUGCCGCUGCUCGGCCACAAGGUUUGGCACCCUCACCUGUGGUUCAAUCGACACCCAGCAGCACCGAUCCAUCAUGGAUGAUGCCUGAGUACAGCACAAUGCCCUCUCAGGUUAAUUAUUUCACUAAUUUACUCAGUCAAGAAGCAGUAGAUGUUUUUGAAUCUGAUGAUAAUGAGGAACUUGAAAAUGAUUUCCAAGAGUUCAAUGAUAUGAACUCACAACCUAAAUCAAAGGGCCGAUCCAAGAAUUUUACUGAACAGGAGGAUGUUUUGUUAGUUUCAGCCCAUCCGAAUGUUGGUAAAAAUGCUAUUGCUGGAAGGGAUCAAAAGGAUGGUAAAUUUUGGGAAAGAGUUGAGACAUACUUUCAUGUCAACAAGACAUUUGAGUCCGAUCGCAAUUGGUCAUCCUUGCGCCACCGGUGGAGUUUAAUAAAUAGGGAAAUCAAUUCUUUCAGAGGUUUCUUGGACAAAAUAGAAAGGAAGAACGAAAGUGAAAAGAUAAUGAAUGACAAGAUUGCUGAAGCAAAAGCAUUGUUCCUUGAAAGGAAAAAGAAGCCUUUUUCUAUUUUCCAUUGCUGGAACCUUCUUAAGGAUGAGCCAAAGUACAGAUCUCGGCAAAAUCCGGAUUCUCGGAAUGCUAAUGAGGAUGGUCCACUCAAUGCUCAAAGACCACUAGGAAGGAAAGCUGAGAAAGAAAGAGCUAGAAAGUGUGAUGAAACUGAAUCCGAUCCUUUCAUUGAAGAAGUUAAAAAAAUGAGGGAAGCACGAGAAGAAACAGAUAGAGAACGGAAGGCCCGUGAUGAUCAGUUCUUGGAGAUUGAGAAGAGUAAGUUUGACUUGGAGCGCGAGCAGCACGACAAUUUGAUAAUGCAAACCGACACAAGCACAAUGGACGACGAGGCAAAGCAAUACUUUAAGUUCAUGAAACAGGAGAUUUUGGCUCGUCGUUUCGGGACUAGCCUGCAAUAGAUGUUAUUUUCCCUUUAGUUAUUUAGGCUUGUCAAAGAACUCUUUAGUUUCUUAGGCUUCUCAAAGAACUCUUAGUUUUUUAGGCUUCUUGUUUUCGUUCUGGUCAGGGAUGAUGUUAGCUUACAAGAACCUAUUGUU
Molecule: messenger RNA, 2183 nt
Organism: Panicum hallii
Lineage: Eukaryota; Viridiplantae; Streptophyta; Magnoliopsida; Poales; Poaceae
Exons: 3
Coding region: 1062-2045 (327 amino acids)
Source: RefSeq, a predicted model, not a curated record